Microthlaspi erraticum is the source of this 1158-nucleotide messenger RNA. NCBI's taxonomy places the organism in Eukaryota, Viridiplantae, Streptophyta, Magnoliopsida, Brassicales, Brassicaceae. The record is from the annotation of a GenBank genome assembly.
AUGGAGAAGGUGAACAUUGAACCUUGUGUGAAGAUGGACACCCCAACCCUUGACCUUCUCAAGAUAAGAGAUGAUGUCACAUGGUAUCUAAGGAAGCUUGGCUUGAGCAAGCUAUUCAAGAUAGAGUGCAGCGAGUACUCAAUGCUAACAAAGGAGUUCCUCUCCACAGUAGCUCUUGCCUUUCCCAACCACAAUGGAGACCAACCAGCUGGUGAUGGACUCCUAUUCUUCAAGAUAGGCGAUGCCAAUGGGCGCAUCUCCAUCUCAGCUCUAUGCCAACUCUUUGGACUUCCCAAUGAGACAGCACAUGACUUCAAGGAGAACUCAAAGAGGAAACAAGCUGCCUUUGCUGAUUGGACACACUUUGCCAAUGAACCAUUCUUGCCUUCAAGAUCAAAGGUGUCUAGAAUCACUCAUCCAGCCAUUCGCUAUGUGCACCGCCUCAUCUCCACCACUUUCCAAUGCAAACAAGAAGCCAACAAGGUCACAACCGAUGAGUUCUACAUCCUCACCACGCCAUUCAUCAAGCAUGAGUACAAGGCCAACCUUGGCCUCUUGCUUGCCAAGACACUCAUCAAUGUGAGGAAUCUAGCUAAAGACUUGGAAGGCAACAAGAAGCUUUGUGUGCGCUUUGGGAGACUCAUCACAGCCAUAGUGAAACAUGUGGGGAUUGACAUUCCCAACUAUGAGCCACUACCCAAGCCAAUCCCUUUGGAUCUCCAUGCUCUUCAGCAAAUCCACUUCCUAAACCGUUGGACUAAAGACCCAACUAGGUUUUGCUAUGAGUUUCCAAUUGGACCAACCAACACUUCGCUUGUCUUGCUGCCACAUGAAGAUAUCCCAAGCCUACGCUCAGCGCGCAGUCAAACUCAACGCCGCCACCAAGAACGCCAUGUUCUCACUACUGGCAUGGCCGCGCACCAAGCUCUAGACCGUGUGAGCAAGCUGGAGAAGAUCGUGGAAUGCCAAUCUCGCUUCAUCUCACGCCUAGUUCGUGUAGUUCGCCACAUUGCACCGGAGAGACUCUUUCGCCCUUCUUCCACCGCUAGAGAACCAUAUGAGCCUGACCUUGGUGAGUUCUCACUAGACUCAGAGCUUGGUUCAGAAGGCGAUGACCCCAUAGAAGAGGAAGAGAGUUCUUCUCACUGCCACACAUAG